AUCCCCAGUCCUCUCUCGGGCUUUUCGGUAGUAACGGGACAUGCACCCCAAAGGCCUUUGACCCUGCUGCGGGGCUCCCUGUCCUUAGGAACAGUGGAGAUGGCACUCUUAGCAAGCCCCUCUCUGCCUAGCUGCUUCCUCUCGCUCUUCCUCCUACUCUUCCUCCAGCUGCCUUCCAGCCAUGCAGGACAGUUCAGAGUGAUAGGACCAAGGCACCCCAUCCGGGCUCUCGUUGGAGAUGAAGUGGAAUUGCCAUGUCGUAUAUCCCCUGGGAAGAAUGCUACAGGCAUGGAGGUGGGGUGGUACCGUCCCCCCUUCUCUAGGGUGGUUCACCUCUACCGAAAUGGCAAGGACCAAGAUGGAGAGCAGGCACCUGAAUAUCGAGGUCGGACGGAACUGCUGAAAGAGGCUAUUGGUGAAGGAAAGGUGUCCCUCAAAAUCCGGAAUGUAAGGUUCUCAGAUGAAGGGGGUUUCACCUGCUUUUUUCGAGAUCAUUCUUAUCAAGAAGAGGCAGCAAUGGAAUUAAAAGUGGAAGAUCCCUUCUACUGGGUCAACCCUGGAGUGCUGGUUCUCAUCGCGGUGCUUCCUGUGCUCCUCCUGCAGAUCUCUGUGGGCCUCCUCUUCCUCUGCCUGCAGCGCAGACUGAGAGGAAAACUUCGAGCAGAGAUAGAGAAUCUCCACCGGACUUUUGAUCCCCACUUUCUGAGGGUGCCCUGCUGGAAGAUAACCCUGUUUGUAAUUGUACCAGUUCUUGGACCUCUGGUUGCCUUGAUCAUUUGCUACAACUGGCUACAUCGAAGACUAGCAGGGCAAUUCCUUGAAGAGCUAAGAAACCCCUUCUGAGU
This is a messenger RNA of Otolemur garnettii (small-eared galago), 845 nucleotides long. It is a transcript of the gene MOG, whose product is annotated as myelin oligodendrocyte glycoprotein. NCBI's taxonomy places the organism in Eukaryota, Metazoa, Chordata, Mammalia, Primates, Galagidae. Gene Ontology annotation, molecular function: signaling receptor binding. Gene Ontology annotation, biological process: T cell receptor signaling pathway; regulation of cytokine production. Bases 100 to 843 code for a protein of 247 amino acids. The record is from RefSeq and is a predicted model, not a curated record. The transcript has 8 exons. Gene Ontology annotation, cellular component: external side of plasma membrane.